UGGCGCGAUAGGACCAACCUCUACAUCUCCUACCGCCAAUCCUACACCCGCCCCUCCAAGCGACCCCGCCACGACCACCCCACCAACCAUGCUACCCACUCCGACCCCGAGCGGGCGGGCCUCAUGUCCGACCUCGACGCCGCCGACGGCGACGCAGUCAUCGAAAUGGACCUCCUCCCACCCCGUUGGCUCGACAUUCAGGACGAGAUCUCCACCUACCUGGGCGACAUCGCGGACAAAUUGAAGAAACUCGACCAAUUGCACGCCAAGCACGUCCUGCCGGGCUUCGAUGAUGAAAGCGUGAAAGCGCGAGAAGAGCGGGAGAUUGAGGCGUUGACGCAGGAAAUCACGCGCGGGUUUACGCGAUGUCAGACUCAAAUCCGCAGGAUCGACGCGCUGGUUCGAGAGCAACAACAGCAAAGCGGGGGUCACAUCUCGCAGGCGGAUGAGAAGAUGGCGCAGAAUCUCAAGAUCUCGCUGGCCGCGCGGGUGGGCGAGGUGAGCACGCUGUUCCGGAAGAAACAGGCCGCGUACCUCAAGAAGAUGCGGUCGUUGGGUGGGAUGAACACGCCCAUCGACCGCGCCGGUACCCCGCUCGCGCAGAACCCCUACACCGACCCGGCGAUGAUCGAGUCCGAAACCGACCGGUCCGCGGCACAAACUACACUCUUACAAACGGCGCAGAUGCGACGAAGAACCGGGAUGAAUGAUUCCGCCAUCGAACAGCGCGAGCGGGAGAUCGAGAAGAUCGCGCAAGGCGUCAUCGAUCUGCACGAUGUGUUUUUGGAGUUGAACAGUAUGGUGAUUGAUCAGGGCACGGUGCUGGAUCGGGUGGAUUACAAUGUGGAGCGCACGGCGGAGCAUAUGAAGGAGGCGGAGAAGGAGUUGAAGGUGGCGACGCGGUAUCAGAAGAAUAGUACGCGGAGGAAGAUUUUGUUGUUGCUGGUGUUGUUGGUGGUGGGGAUGGUGGUGCUGUUGGUGAUCAAGCCGAAGAGGAGG
Messenger RNA from Baudoinia panamericana UAMH 10762, 999 nucleotides. RefSeq lists its product as uncharacterized. The record is from RefSeq and is a predicted model, not a curated record. NCBI's taxonomy places the organism in Eukaryota, Fungi, Ascomycota, Dothideomycetes, Mycosphaerellales, Teratosphaeriaceae. The annotation marks the transcript as partial. Gene Ontology annotation, molecular function: SNARE binding; SNAP receptor activity. The transcript has a single exon. Gene Ontology annotation, biological process: vesicle-mediated transport; vesicle fusion; intracellular protein transport. Gene Ontology annotation, cellular component: endomembrane system; SNARE complex; membrane.